This is a messenger RNA of Penaeus indicus, 3290 nucleotides long. RefSeq names its product transmembrane protein 64-like. Gene Ontology annotation, biological process: regulation of cytosolic calcium ion concentration. NCBI's taxonomy places the organism in Eukaryota, Metazoa, Arthropoda, Malacostraca, Decapoda, Penaeidae. Gene Ontology annotation, cellular component: endoplasmic reticulum. The transcript is spliced from 8 exons. The record is from RefSeq and is a predicted model, not a curated record. Bases 602 to 1918 code for a protein of 438 amino acids.
CUGUGGUGAGGGAGAGUCCGCUCACUUGUCGCUCUCGGCCGAAGCGCGCAUGCUCUCCUGCAGAUAGCCAGCGUCUCUUCCCCCAUCGCGGCGGGCAUCCGUGGGCGUCAGAGAGCUGGGUGAUGGGUCGUGGAGGUCAGCAGCUUGGUCGGUGGUUAGCGCUCGGCUGAAGAGUCCUUGUAUCGGAUAUUCGACCAGCGCGUGACCCGGGCGGCGGUCCUUGGCACGCGUUCCCCGAUGGUGCCGGAUCGUAGCCUCCACGGGCGGGCGGGAUAUGGGCGCUGAGGAGUCCCGCAGGAGCCUAAAAUGGUGCCCGGAGCGAAGGCGCAUUUCGGUCUUUCCUCGAAGGGCGCGCGCGGCGAGGAUAUGUCGGAAGGGCGGUCGGGAGCCCCUGCUUGCCUGACGAAGGGACUCUGGGUCGACCUCCACGCAGUGCACGCAGCGUCGGAAGGAGCGUGGCUUGAUCCCUCGUUGAUCGGGGCGCUCUCUCCUUGAGGAAAAAAAAUUGAGGAUUGAAAAAAAGAGGAAAGAGAGGCAAAGAAAAAAAGGGGAAAAUAAGAGAAGUGGUUAAUCCGAACCUGGGCAACCUCUUGUUCGAAAAAUGAGGUUCUUACCCCGAUGGUGCGUGAAAACCUCCUCCGUCAGUCCCUCGCUCAACGCCGCCAGGAGCUCGAGUGGAGAGGGAGAGAGGAGAGGAAGCGACAGAGUGAGCCUCGAUAACGACGGGAUCUUCGACAGCAGCACAGACAUCGAGUCGCUGGGCCUGGGGCGAAUCGACAAGAAGCUGCGGCCGUCGAAAGGAGCGAGAACGCACCUCACGAACGCCCUGGCAACGGUCGUCGUCAUCGUAGCGGUGGGCGGGGGCUGGUACCUCUCCCGCGACUACCUCCGUCAGGUACUCCUGUGGGUGGCGGUGCAGGAGGCGUGGGCGGUCGUGCUCGUCUUCCUGGGGCUCUUCACCGUCGUCUCCUUCCCGUUCAUGUGGGGCUACAUCCUCGUGAACAUCUCCGCCGGAUACAUGUUCGGGACGUGGCGAGGGCUGGCCGUCGUCGUCUCCACCGCCACCGCCGCCGUCUGCCUCGUCCACACGCUCCUACGCUGCUGCCUGAGGGAGUUCCUCCAACGACGGGUGAUGACUUCGAGAGUCUUACGCGCCCUUCUGUCUGUGUUGGGCGGGAGUCAGGCCUUCAAAGUCAUCGCCAUCACACGCCUCACGCCCAUCCCUUUCGGUCUGCAGAAUGCGGUGUUUGCUGUGUCUCGCGUUUCGACUUGGCUAUACCUGUUCGCAACGGUACUCGGCUUGCUACCAACCCAGAUCUUGAAUUGCUACCUUGGGACGACUGUAAGGAGCUUGGACGAGGUGGUUUCUGAUUCCUCGUCUGCCACUGCUACAGGAUGGAUUGUAUUCGCGGCGCAGAUCAUCAUCAGCAUCUGCCUCACGCUGUGGGUCGUGCGUCGCGCCAAGGCGGAACUCCACAGCACGAUGGCGCUACAGCUUUCGGACACCGUCUCGACCACGGCUUCCGCGAGCCUCCCCUGCUCGCCCAAACGCGUUCCCGACACGUCCAGCUACCGAAGGGCAUCCCACGCCGACGUCGCCACCAUCACCACGUCGGGCGUCCUCGAGAACCACAUGUACAAGGGCGUCGUCCCCGGAGGGAAGAACCGCAGCUCAAGUCUCUUUCUCGAGCUUCUUCCCAACAAUUUGAAGCAUAUGGGUCUGACCUACGGCGUCGAGGAGGAGGAGAGCAAGACCCACCACAAGGGGGAUUCCACCAGAGGGAAGCCUGGAGGAUCCCCAACCACGUGCUCCACUUCCUCGUCCUUCGUUCCACACAGCUCCACUUCUUCUGCCUCCCGCUGUUCUUCCACGGACGACGACUUCAUCCUCGUCUCCGCUCCCGACCAUCCUGCGUGAGACAAGCAUCCUCAGGAGGUCACUUCGGAAGUCAGAAGAGGUCGUGGGAGCUGGUGCCAGGCGGACAGACGCCGGCCGGAAGGACACGCGGGGAAUUAUUAACUUUCGUAGCGGUGCGGACAGCGAGUGUGAGGGAAAGAUUGUCCACGAGAUGGCGUUGGAUGCGAUGGCCUUACUGCGAGUGGUUUAUUUCGUUAUGGUUACUGGCUUUGAGACAUUUUAUAGCUUUACUGGGAAAAAAUAAUGUGGUUCGUUUUCUACCCACUCUUGUGCUAAGUCGUUGCUUCAACACGUGCACGUAGUAUUUUCUCAACAAUUUUGAAUUUCUUUGUUUUCAGUAGCCUAAUUCUAUAGAACAGAGUUCUUUCGUCGUCCUAUUGGGUAUACAACUGCUUUUUGCCUUUAUGUUUUUAUUAUUAUUAGCUAUCUAGUUCAUUUUCUCUGUAUCGCUACCUUACUUUUCUUCUUUGUAACAUAUUUACUCCAAAAUAAUAGUCAAUUAUAUGUCUAAAAAGGUUCUCCUAUUUUAUCCAUAAAGUCAGUAUCCUUGUCACGUAGCUUAUAAUACCCCCUAGGAUAUCUUACCCCAACUAAAGUUAGUAUCCAACAGCUUCCACAUCCUUAUGUGAUAUCAUCCAUGUUAAGCUUUAUCACCACUCCUUCAAACCACUGUUCACGUCUCUCUUUGAACUCAUAACAAGCUAUUAUCUCGUUAUCUAAACUACACUUAAACAAAGUACAUUCUUCUGCACAAGAAUCCUUCACAAUCACGUUUCCUCGAACCUUGUUGAUUUACAUGCAGACUGCUUCCAAGUUCUAAUCUAAGGUUUUCUAAUUCCUACAUCAAGUGCCCUUAUUAAUACUGUAUAGUGUAAUUCAACCUCGCACUUUCCUCAACAAUUUUACACUAUAUCUACCUAAACCCUUCUAUGCCAGGAUUGUUCUGUUUCACACGCAAUGACAAUUUGCUACGUAGCGAUUGUCACAAUAUCAGUCCUAGUAUAUACAGACAAACACAGUACUCAAAAUGGAUUUAUUUUGUAUGUAAUAUAAGCUAAAUUUGUUUUUAAGACAUUGUAUCAGCACGGUAGAGUAUUUUGGCAUAUAUAUAAUUCAUAUUAUUGUAUGCCCAAGGUCUAUAUAAAUUUAGACCUUGGUUCAUGUCAGCCCUAUUAAGUAGAGAGAAAAAAUCUAAUAUCCACGAACGAUAGAGUAACAUUUAGCACACACUGACUCCCUCUUUCCGUCCACAUUUACAAAGCACAGCCUUAACAACACCUCUCCCCUGUCUCUCUCAUCACACACUAGCAUACCUUGCUUUUAUUUCAUCGUCUUAAACAAAAGGCAAAUAACUGAGAAAGUCCUGAGAACC